Molecule: messenger RNA, 3975 nt
Organism: Ectocarpus sp. CCAP 1310/34
Lineage: Eukaryota; Phaeophyceae; Ectocarpales; Ectocarpaceae
Source: the annotation of a GenBank genome assembly
AUGCACCAGGGGUAUCUCAUUCGGUGUGAGCGGCCCUCGGUUGGCGCCCAAGGAGAAACCGCCGCUGAAGCAGAACGAGCCCUGCUCAACACCUACGAUAGCGCUAGCAAGACAUCGUCUGACCCCCGAAUCCCCGACGACCGCCAGGCCGACGGCGGUGCUGACGCGAAGCAGCACCAUCAAGUCGCCACGCAACCUCCUGGCGUCUCGCCAGCGCCUUCUCCGGACCGCCACCGGGCGAGCACCGCCUUCGACCUGGCGAAUGAUCCUUCUCUCUCUUCCCAGAGUCCGGGUGGCGUCGCCAGUGGUUGCUGCUCCGAGAGCGGAGAGCCCGCGAACUCGGAGCACCCGCCAGCGGCUGUUGCGAUGGUGUUUGCGGGGUCCCGCUGUGACGGGGCUUCGGGCGGCGACCAGGAAGACGCGGCGGAUCUCCGGGCGAUGUCGUCGGGGCCGGGUAGCGCCCGUGGUUUAUCGGGGACGGCGCUGGAGCAGCAGCAGCUGCACGCGGCGGCGGCGGUUGGAGAGGCUACGGCGAUCGCUGCAGGUGAUGAAUCCGACGGUGAUAUCGGCGGUGGGUGUGACGAGGAGCGGCGCCGGAGUGUCGCUGUGGCCUGCCCCGAACACGCCUCGUCCUUCUCCACUGCCUUGGGCGACGAAACCAUCGUUGUCGUCGCGGAGGCAAGGGCGGCGGAGAAGGAGACGGGCGGAAACGAUAGUGUUGCGCCCGACGGCGAUAUGACGACGGGAGGAGGCGACAGCCCGGUGGUUUCCGCCACUGCUGCUGCUCAUGCAACUGCCACGGGCACGGAUGGCGACGGUGGCAGCGAAAGCAGCAGCAGCGGUAGCGAUUACGGCAUCCGCAUCGGCAAACGCGGUGGAAUUUUCCGAGGGCAGCUUGGGCGAACGUCAAUGCCCAGCAAGAGGAGAGUGAUUGUCGACGACGAUUUCGACGACGAUGGCGGGGGAAUAGUGCAUCCUGCGGAACCCCUGGACGUUUUAGCUUCCGAACCCUCGUCGGAGGAGGAGGAGGAGAAGGAAGAGGACGAGGACGAGGACGAGGAGGACGAGGAGGACGAGGAGGAGGAAAGUGAGGCGGGGGCGGAAAAUGAGGAGGGGGAGGGGGAGGAGAUCUCGGUGAGUGGGGUUGCCUCCGGCGCCAGGCUCACCGAGGCUGCCGAUGUCAUUGGAAGAGCAACAGGAGCCACCAGCAGCACGAUUGAGAAGAAGUCCAGCAGCCCCGGCAGACGGCGCCGCGUGCUGGUAGACGAAGAUUCGGACAGCAGCGAUACCGGGUGUGCUAUCUCCCGGGCUGCUACUGCUGGUGCUGCCGCUACGGUAAGCGACGAGGAUGAUUCCCCUCGUGAGGUGACUUCGGAACCGGUCGUGGACAGUCAUGGAGGACCUCACCUUGCCGAACCACGGCGGCGGAAGGGUGCGAGGGCGGCAGGGGCCGAAGUCAAGCAGAGGAAGCCUGAUGAUGAGUCUUUGGCACAGGGUGACGUCCCUCUAGAGGUCGAUGAGAGCUCUGCUGGCGGUAUUCCUGAUGCUGAUGCUGAUGCUGAUGCUGCUGCUGAUGAGUUUCAUGCAAGCAUUGACAUCGCGCCGAGCGACAGCUCUGACGGGGCCGGCAGCAAAAGGACCGCGAGCUUCGGCUGCGCUGGUGACGGCUAUCGCACAGUCGUUGACGAAGCCGGUUGUUCCAGCGGCGACGGGGGCUCGCUAGACGCCGCGGAGGAGUGGAACAUCGUCCCCAGGCCCGUGACAGCCGGCGACGCGAGCAGCGUCGAGUCUGGCAGGUGUUCAGGCGGUGCCUUGGGACGGGAGGCCCCGCCGCGAAAUAUCAGUGUGGGGGGGCACGACGACGAGGACGAUGAUAAUGACGUGGUUGAUGUAGGGAGAAGGCCGGGGGGAAGGGUCGCCAGGGGUGGCUCGGCGAGACGGCGGAAGGUGUUGGUGGAGUCCUCGGAGUCGGGUUCUUCCACACCGGGGAGUGAGGGGGCCCGCGGAGGAGAACGAGGCUUCGCCCCCCGUGGCCCUGUCGUCGUCAGCAGCGAGCCCCAUGAUAGCGGGACCUGCAGCGGUGGCGAUGCUGGGCGCGGUGCUACCGCUGCCGCAGCCGGAACGAUGCCAUCUCGCCGCCUUCGUCGCCAGGCGAGGAGGGUUAUCUCCGACGACGACGUGGAGAGUAGCGACAAUUCUACCCAGGAGGAGGACGUCCGAUUUGUGAGCGGUACCGAUAGAAAGAACGCAGAUAUCGGGGGGUUCUCCUACGUCGUCGAGAGCUUUUCUGAGGAUGAGGAAGAGGAGAAGGAGGAGGAGGAGGAGGAGGAGGAGGAAGAGGAGGAAGAGGAAGACGUAAGUGAACGUCAGCGAGCCACGGCGGGAAUAGCUCGGAAGGAGAAGCCCACUGCUGCUGCUGCUUCCUCGGCGCCGUCGGAGGGUGAAUGUUUCCACGACGAGGGCGAAGCGAUCCGACCCCGAAGACGACGAAGAGCUUCCGCACGUGGUAAGCGCUCUGCUGCCGUGGUUCUAGUCGCCGAUUCCCCUUCGUCUUCGGCCAGCAGCAGGACGACAGCCGGCGGCGUUUCUCCCCGGAGCGACCACAUCACUUCCAAACGCGACGACGGUCAUGACAUCGACAACGACGACGACGACGACGACGACGAUUGGUCUAUCGGCGCCUCUACCAGGUGUCCUAAUCUUGAUCGCCGUCGCAAGGUGCAGGAAGGCCCAUCCUCCGACGAAGACUCACUGCGUCCGUCUCCUGCCGCUGAGACGCCCGCGAAGAGCAGUCGCCCGGCGAAGUCCCGCAGGGCGGAGCCUGCCAAGGACAGGAGGGGUUGGCGACCCGCGGAAGGGAAAGCAGGGGGCACCGUGAGAAAGAAAGGGCGCGCUGAAGGCGGUGGUGUUGAUUCGGCUGCGGGAGGUCUGACCGGCGCUGCGUUCUCGAGGGCUAGAGACAGUGAAGACGCCACCACCGACAUUAACUUAUGCCGUCCCGUAUACCGCUUGCAUCUGUGCCGAAAACAAACCAACCCAAGCCUGACGGCCAAGUACUUCGCGGAGUUCAACGAGGGUGCUUUCGGGGGGGCCCUGUCCGACGUGAAGGUGGCCUGGAGCGCGCGCCUUUCGACCACGGCGGGGGUGACCAAGUCCCUCCGCCGGGUUAACCCCUCGGGGGAGGACUACGCCUACCUGUCCACGGUCGAGCUGUCGACCAAGGUUUUGGACAGCGAGGACAAGCUCCAACAGACGCUUCUGCACGAGCUCUGCCACGCCGCCGCCUGGGUGGUCGACCACAAGUCCAACCCCCCUCACGGGGAACACUUUUGGGUCUGGGCCAACCGCGCGAAGGCGGCCCACCCGGGGGUACCCAUCACCACCUGCCACAGCUACGCCAUCAACUACAAGUACCGCUACACGUGCGUGGGGGGGAGCUUGGCGGGAGGCGGCGGUAGUGGCUGCGAGAUCGAGGCGGGACGGUCAGGGGGUCUGGGUUGUGGAGCGGUGAUCGGUAGGCACUCCAAGUCCAUCGACGUGGCGAGACAGGCCCAGCGUCGAAAAAGCUUUGUCUUCAAUCCCUCAAGCGCCGGUUGCCCCUCCCAUCUCAAGGUUUGCGGCCGAUGCAAGGGGCGGCUCGUACUGUUCGGCACCCACGGCACGGACGGGAAGCUCAAGAAGCCGCGCGCGGCGACCGGGUUCAGCCUGUUUGUCAAGGAGCGAUACGCCGAGGUCAAGGGGGCUCUUCCCCCUGGCACCAAGCAGCAGCAGGUCAUGAAGGAGAUGUCGAGGCAGUGGGCAGCGCGCGGGAACGUUGGAAGUGCGGCAGGCGGCGGCAACAGCCUGUCCUCCACCGGUGCGGAUAGGACCGGAAAGGUUAACGCCAAGGCUAAGGCUCCGGGUGAUCGCGGCUGCGGCGCAGGAGCGGUUCCCCUUCUCGACAAGGAGAACGCCUCUUUCUUUGACCUGACGUGA